AGAGAUAGGGAGAUAUGUGUGUCUGUGUGUGUGAUAGAUAAAAAGAGAGACAUGCUGCGGGCUGAUUUGUAGGCUACACUUCUAAAGAAACUCCAGCUCGUAUGACCCAAGAAGCUCGCAUCACGUUAUAGUUAGAUCCGUGCGCGGCUUUGCUCGAGCUGGCAACACGGAGGCUUUUAUCCUGAUUAAGUAACGGCAGGACAAAAGAGCGAUGGGCGGCCAUACAGCACCUUACUGCCGGCAUUUGAGCAAGGAGUCAAGGGUAAUGUAACGAUAAAGGGACCGGACACCGGCUGGCUGUUUAUUUAGAAGUGUCGUCGAGCAGAAAGGAAACCUCUCCUUCCCGGAACAGAGCUUGUGCCGGAUCACACAGACCGCAAUGCGAAUGUCAAGCGAAGAGCAGCUUAAACCAGCACAACUGCACUUAACAUGGGCGAAAAUAAGAGGAAUCCGCCGCCACACAGACAGCUGAAUCAUGAGAAAUGCUCUCUGUUCCUGUUCUGAGGUAAAACGCGCUGUGACAGUGCGAUCUGGCUGUUUUCGAGUCGGUCUACUAAUCUACAGCAUUGCAUCUUCAUAUGAGACCGCGCACGCGAAAAUCUGACCGAUGAAUUAUGCACGGCGGCGCAUGAAUAAUAAACCGAGGGGUGACGCUGAGUUUCAGAGACCGGCCGGUGCGCGACUGUGUCCCACAUGACCUACUUUCUACAGCUUUAAUGCAGGAGAGAUGCAGCCGUAGCGAAAGACCUUCAGCACUUCAGCAAAACAAGCACUCUGUUUGCUCACAUGUGUGACCGUAGUCGUGUGGACCUCAGGUGACAUGAUCGUCACGUCAGAUCUAUAACCUGGAAGACUUAAAGAUUGGUCAUUGUUUUAUUGUUUAAAACGAAUCUACCACGACGACAACUUUCAAGGUUUGAUUUAAAGAAAAGGGGACAGUGGAGCCAUUUGACCUCUGCACUUAAAAAACAUACUGGAUUAUUUAUUUCUGCUGAAAUUCAGCUGCUGAUUUUUGGGAUUAAAAUUGAGCCAUGGGAUUUGCCUUUGCCAUCUGAAAUCUGCACAUGAACUCCAUAAAGGAUUAUUAACUGUGACUCUGUGAUGUCACAGUUUGCUACUCAAGCGUUCUUCAAGCAAUAAUAAUGACUACCUACAGCAUUGUUGUGCUGAAUAUAGAUGUCAUCAGUUUGAUGAAUCAAAGUCAACAAUGAUUCUAAGCUCAGGAGAUCUUUUUUAUUGUUAAUCAGUGAAUUUAUUUUUCGGUCAAUCAUGUGGUCACUGCCAUUAGUACGUCACACUGACGUUCCAGUGAGAGUGACUGAGAGCUUUAUUCUGUCUGGUUAUCGCUUCCCCAACUACAGCCUACGGCAGUGCCUAGCAUCUGCUUUUCGUCCCACCAAUGAGACUGGGAACUUCUGGACGCACUUCCUCCCCAUCUUUGUGUUCGCCUUCCACUUUAUGGAAGUGUUCACAUGGGAGAAAGUGCCAGAACCUAGCGAUCCUUUUUUCUACCCCUUCUGGAACUACUUCCUGGGGGUGUUGUACCUGCUGCUAGCCAGCAGCCUGGCUCAUCUACUCAACUCCAUGUCACUCAUCAUUCGAGAAAUUUGUUUUUUUGUGGACUACGGGACUAUCAGUGCAUAUACAGUGGGUUCCUCAUUGGCGUAUUUCUACUACAUCCAUCCUCAAGCCGGCAUACCUGAGAAUGGACCUUGUGGACACAACUCUUCUGAAAGAAAGAGCCUGAAUUCCGAUGAACAGACUUGGCCAUCUGAAUCUUCUCCCACACAGGUCCAGCUGUUCUUUGAAAGCCUCUACAUCCCAUCCACCUGUCUGGUUGCCAUCAUUUGCGUCCUCACCUGCUGCAACACCAGACAGCGUUGGAGAAAAUACCGAUACGCCGUCCGCACCCUGGUCUUCCUCCUCCCUUUUUUCGUCUCCUCCACUCCUGUCUUCUACCGCCUUCUGAGUCUCUCUUCAAACUCGACAUCGUCCUUCUCUCCUCAUCUGUCCUCUACCAUGGCUGCCUUUUUCUACCGCCACUGCUUUUGGCUGGUGGUAUCUGCUGUUUUCAAUAUCAGUAAGAUCCCAGAACGCGUUUCUCCAGGGAACUUUGAUAUCUGGGGUCACAGUCAUCAGUGGUUCCACUGCUGCACCUUCCUGUCGAUUCUGGAUGAGCUGCACAUGAUCAAGGUGGAGAUACGAGCCCUGCUUCUCAACCCAAUGCUGUUACUUCCACCUUCUACACCACCCAGGCUCCCAGGGCCAACAUUCUGGUCCACCUAUGGCAUCAUGGUGCUCCUGCAGGGGUGCAUAGCCAGCAUCAUAGCUUGGUUUGGCUGGCAGGCAUAUCAGAUCUACGCCCCAGAGCAAAAAAAGCUGAAGUGUUGUUAGGAGGCCAAGCUUUUGCUUUUUUUGAACAUUGUUAUGAUAAUGUAGACUUCUGCAGUAUGAACUCAAUCAUUUUAAAGGGAUAGGUCACCCAAAAAUGAAAGCAAAUGUUAUAUACUCGCCCUCAUUUUUGUUCUCAAACUGAUGGCUUUUUUUGUGUGAAACACAACAUAUUUGAACUGUUAUUAAUAGGACUAAUUUCAUCUUCUGAAACAGCCAUUAAGGUAGAAUGAAAUUGAUCCAGUGUGUGACCACAUGGGUGGUUAUGUUCAGUUUGUAAGACAAACAGAUCAAGUCUUAAAUAGGGAUGUCCCGAUCAGGUUUUUUUGACAGACAGUCAGAGACAUUUGAUUUUGAGCAUCUACCAAUACCGAAACCUGAUCCGAAACUAAAUACAUAAAAUGAAAUAGGUCCGAGUGUUCCUCAUUUUUGAUUUAAUUCACCUUUUGUUAACAUUCAACAACUCUGUGAACAAUCAGAGCACUUCUGUGAGGUAGCUUGAACAAUCAAGUAAUGAAUAACAUAAAUUCUUCACUUUUGGACUUUAGUGCAACAGUAAAUGUAAAAAAUUCUAAUAUAAAAACAAAUAGCACCUCAACUUAAAAUACCAAGCGGGCAAUCCCAGGUUUACAUAUCUCAAGUUCACUUAUUAAGUUUGCUCUGGCAGUGUUGCCGUGAUCAACUUUAUAAUACCUCCAGACCGCAGAUAUACUCGCACUUUCUGCUUCAAGCUGCUUCCGUGUUCUACUUUGCCGGAAGUAUAUUUAUAUUCGAGUCCUGAUCGGGAAGUAACGUCCGAUUCCUAUCAAGUCUGAAAUCACGUAAUCUGCCGUAAUUUCCAAUCUUAUCAGAUCUGGACAUCCCUAGUUUCAAAGCCAUUAUUCUAUCUAAAGUGAACAAACCAAAAAAAAAAAAAAAAAAAACUGU
Messenger RNA from Danio rerio (zebrafish), 3318 nucleotides. The record is from RefSeq and is a predicted model, not a curated record. Lineage: Eukaryota; Metazoa; Chordata; Actinopteri; Cypriniformes; Danionidae.